Molecule: messenger RNA, 564 nt
Organism: Xyrichtys novacula (pearly razorfish)
Lineage: Eukaryota; Metazoa; Chordata; Actinopteri; Labriformes; Labridae
Source: the annotation of a GenBank genome assembly
GACUUAAAGCAACAGAGUCAUCAGAUUUUAAGUCCUUCACAUCAUGAAAAAAGGUUGUCAAAAUAUCUUAAAAAGAAGAAGUUUUUGCAAAUGAAAAUUAACUACCACAAAAACUUCUUGGAUUACAACAGACGUAACCAAAAUGUUAGGAAUAGAUAUAAGCACAAUCUGUUGUAUCAACAGAAACUCAAGGCUUUAAGUAAGUUAAAAUACUUAGAUGAGGUGCAUCAACAAGAUGUUAAAAACAGAGGCAAAAUUAAGUAUAGAGACGAUGAGACCCACAGACAAAUUGUUAAAAAUAGAAGCAAGGACAGAAGCAACAUGAAAUAUAGGGACAAUGAUACCCACAGAAAAAUUGUUAAAAAUAGAAGCAAGGACAGAAGCAACAUUAAAUAUAGGGACGAUGAUACCCACAGAGAAAUUGUUAAAAACAGAAGCAAGGACAGAAGCAAAAUUAAAUACAGGGAUGAUAAUACCCACAGAGAAAUUACUAAACACAGAAGCAGGGAAAUAAGUAAGGUUAAAUAUGGAAAUGCUGCAUUUAGGCAUAAAAAAAUAAACUUA